GAUUUUUGAUGAUGUCAAAGGUACAUAGCCAAAAGAUGAGAGUUUGAAAUUUUUACUGCAUAGUAUGACGUGACAUAGACAAUAUCUUUAAAGUUCGACAAAUAUCUGAUUUAGCAGAAAGUGUGUCUCUUUAAAGAUUAUGGAUUAAAUUGUUUUUUUUAAUUUAAAUACUUUCCAAAUGCUUUCCAAAAUGAAAACUGAUGACGUUUUGUCAGUUCUUGUUUGUAUAUUUUAUCCCAAACCUUGCCGACUGCGCCACUUCAAGCGCGUGACCGGCAGCCUCGGAACGUUUCGCUGAUAUUAAGCAUUCAUUUGAUGUAAUUUUCGGUAAUUUUUAAGGGUAAAAUUGCGAUAAGCCGACAGGCAUCCUGCAUAACUUUCAUCGUGACAGGCGGAGCUGCGAGAGCCUCGUGACAGUCGUGGAUCUCAUCGUGACCCAAGCCCACGAUCUGACGUCUCGUGAAAGAGACCGUGAUCAGCAUCGCGCCGACCGCAUAGAAAAUACAGACCUGAUAAGUGGGUGUGAUCCGGAUCGAGUGGUGCAGUUCUGAACAGACGAGUCGCCUCUACGUGGAUCACCGGGCUCCGUCCGUGUGUCGACAGCGCCCUCCGCCUCUGCCGCCAUGUCUGACGGCAGCGAGGACGGCGAGAUCUCUGAGACGCGCGAGUUCCUUGUCGACGACGACUCGCUCGACAUUAAGCCCCCGCAGAACCAGGCCGGCAGCAAGCACAAGUCACGCUCCAAGCACUCCUCGGACCACAAACGCCGCGACAAGCACAAGCACAGACGCCAUGAGAGUCGCGAGAGGCGCCGCCAGCGGCGUGAACACCGCGAUCGCGAGCGACGUGAGCAGCGGGACGCUCGCCGAGAGGCGGCUGAGUCUCACCGGCCGCCGGUGGACCCGUACCGCGCCCACCCGGACGACUUCCGACUACCGUCGGCGGCACACCGGCCGCCCGCCGACCCGUACGACGCGCACGAGCCGCCGCGACCGUCCCGCUCCCGCGACAGACGCGACCGGGACGGCCGCCGCGAGCGGCGAGCCGAGCGCGAGGCGCUGCAGGCCGAGCUGCGAGAGCCUCGUGAUAGCCGUGGAUCUCAUCGUGACCCGAGCCACGACCUGACGUCUCGCGAAAGAGACCGUGAUCGGCACCGUGCCGACCGACAGGAGCGAGGGGAGAGACAGGAGCGAGUCGAGAGGCUGCAUGAGCGACCGGAGAGACAGGAGCGAUUGGAUCGGCCGGAGAGGCAGGAGCGCCCCGAGCGGCGCGACCCGCCGACGGAGGUCGACCUCCGCAGCGAGCGGCUGCUGCAGGCAGUGCGCGUCUCCGAGAAACAGAAGGAGAUGUCGAAACGCGAGCUGGAAGCCCGCCGGCAGCGGAGGGAGUUGGAACGAAUCCGUCAGCGGGAGGAGCGUGACAUCGAGGCGAAGCGCGAGCGGGAGAGGGAGCAUGGAGACGACCGGGAGGAGAGCAGGAGGAAGCGACAGCGCGCCGCUGAGACCAGGGAGGAAUCCAAGGACCGGGAGGCGGAGCGUCCCCCGCGGGAAGGGCGCGAAUCCCGAUCACAGAAAGAGCGACCGCGGGAGGAGUCUGAGCAGGAGUCAUCCGAAGAAGAAGUUGAGGAAGAGGAGGAGGACGCCGAGGAGAGCGAGGACUCGUCCUCCUCGUCGGAGGAGUCAGACGAUGAGGAGGGUGAGCGUGAGGAGGGCGAGGAGGAGGACGGAGCAGCGUCCCGCUCGCCGACGCCGACCGGCCGCUGGCGCCAGAUGAGCCGCUCUUCACCGGAGGCGGCCUCUCCGCGCCGCGCCGGCUCCCCGGAGGCCAGCCCGGGCCGCUCGCCGCCGCCGGAGCCGCUGACACCCUCUCCGCCCGUGUCGCCGGUGGUGACGAAGGAGGUGCUGCCGCCCUACCUGCCGGCCAUCCAGGGCUGCAGGAACGUCGAGGAGUUCAACUGCCUGAACCGCAUCGAGGAGGGCACCUACGGCGUGGUGUACCGAGCCAUCGACAAGCGCACCAAGGAGAUUGUGGCGCUGAAGCGACUCAAGAUGGAGAAUGAGAAGGAGGGCUUCCCCAUCACGUCUCUGAGAGAGAUCAACACGCUGCUGAAGGCGCAGCACGAGAACAUCGUCACCGUACGCGAGAUCGUGGUCGGCAGCAACAUGGACAAGAUCUACAUCGUCAUGGACUACGUAGAACACGACCUCAAGAGCCUGAUGCAGACGAUGAAGUCAAAGAAGCAGUCGUUUACCACGGGCGAGGUCAAGUGCCUGUUGAUCCAGAUGCUGCGCGCUGUGCGCCACCUUCACGACAACUGGAUCCUGCACCGUGACCUGAAGACAUCCAACCUUCUCCUCUCCCACAAGGGUAUCCUGAAGGUGGGCGACUUUGGACUGGCGCGCGAGUACGGCUCGCCGCUGAAGCAGUACACGCCGAUCGUGGUGACUUUGUGGUACCGUGCGCCGGAGCUGCUGCUCGGCUGCAAGGAGUAUUCGUGCCCCAUCGAUAUGUGGUCGGUGGGCUGCAUCUUCGCCGAGCUGGUCCGCAUGGAGCCCAUGUUCCCGGGCAAGUCGGAGGCCGAUCAGAUCAAUAGGAUAUUCAAGGAGCUCGGCACGCCUAAUGAGAAGAUCUGGCCGGGGUACUCGGAGCUGCCGGCCAUCAAGAAGAUGACGUUUUCCGAGUACCCGUACAACCAGCUGGCCAACCAUCUGGCGGGCGCGUGCACAGAGAAAGGCGUCUCACUGAUGAACAAGCUGCUCACUUACGACCCCAAGCGGCGCCUGACUGCCGACGAGGCGCUGGCUCACAGCUACUUUGACGAACAGCCGCGUCCCAUCGAGCCGGGCAUGUUCCCCACGUGGCCGGCAAAGUCCGAGAUGGGUCACAAAAAGACCACAUCGUCCAGCCCCAAGCCUCCGUCCGGCAGGAAAAACCUCGGUGAUGACGACAUGGGUUUCCAAAUAGGCGCGGCGGCCGGUGCCGGCGGAUUUAGUCUAAAGUUCUGAGUGUCUAUGAGCGUGUCGUGAUGUCGGACAAUCAGACUGUCGAUUUUUCGACCGGAUCGUGCAGUGUGCGUGCUCAGAAGCGCUGGAACGUGAGGUGUAAUGACGGAAUGUGUCUUAGCGCCGGAAUGGUGUGUCGAUGCGGGAAUGUGUGUGGUGAGACUGAUACCGGUUGAAUGAGCGAAUCGGGUGUGCUGGAGAGUUUUGUGCCACGAUAGAAACAUCGAACCACCCGUGGUUGGUGGUGCGUUUGGGUGAAUAGGUGCACGAUGUGUUUGCGCCUCUGUUGGCUCAGAGUUAGAACCGAUUACAAAUGCUGCGUACCUGAUGCAUACAUCGUGUCUCAUGCGUCAGCGGUCGCCAUGAAAGUCCAAAAAGCUGUUUUGGAUAUCCGAAAUGACGUCGUUUUAGAGACGUUAUGUAUUGUUUUACCGAUGAUGUUUGGCAGCACUGUGCAGUUUCUGUACAGUGUUGAGCGCGGCAGAGGAUGCUGUGCUUCCGUGCCCAGUUCUGUGUCCAGGCGUGAAUUGUCAUUUGUGCUUUCACGAGUCGGAAUGGGGAACAUUACACAGCUGUGACUGUGUAGGUCUGAAGCUGUAUGCUCGGUUGCGAUCUCUGAGCAGUUGGUUGUCAUCACCCAUCGGACGUGAUGUCAAUAAAGACCCGCACGUCGUUUA
Messenger RNA from Amphibalanus amphitrite, 3679 nucleotides. RefSeq names its product cyclin-dependent kinase 11B-like. Gene Ontology annotation, biological process: protein phosphorylation; regulation of mitotic cell cycle. The record is from RefSeq and is a predicted model, not a curated record. The transcript is spliced from 3 exons. NCBI's taxonomy places the organism in Eukaryota, Metazoa, Arthropoda, Thecostraca, Balanomorpha, Balanidae. Bases 624 to 3005 code for a protein of 793 amino acids. Gene Ontology annotation, molecular function: ATP binding; cyclin-dependent protein serine/threonine kinase activity. Gene Ontology annotation, cellular component: nucleus.